Messenger RNA from Pyricularia oryzae 70-15, 744 nucleotides. RefSeq lists its product as uncharacterized. The record is from RefSeq and is a predicted model, not a curated record. The transcript is spliced from 2 exons. The coding region runs from base 1 to 744 and encodes 247 amino acids. Lineage: Eukaryota; Fungi; Ascomycota; Sordariomycetes; Magnaporthales; Pyriculariaceae.
AUGCAUACCACUACAAAAAUGAUGUCGGCAUCGAUACCCCAGUCAGAGCACAACCGCACGGUCGCGCAUGUGAACAAGGACCACGCCGAGGAUCUGUCUCUGUACCUACGCCACUUCAACGGCGUGUCCAUACAAGACUCCGCCGACGCCGAGCUCUUGUCUCUGAACCUGGACCGCAUGCUCAUCCGCGCGGGACCCUCGCGCGCACUACACAAGGUCUCUUACUCACCACCCCUGACCGACUGGGCAGACAGACGCUCCGUCCUGGUCGAGAUGUCUCGCUCCGCCCGCGAUGCCUCAUCCUCCGGAGGCCGCCUUCCGGACCCCGACCUGUCCCACGCUGACCCGGCGUCGCUGAUCCGCGGGCCCCGUCUCGUUCCGGAUGUGAUGGUCGACGGGGUCGUCGUCUUCCUCGUCGCCAGCGCCACCGCCUGCCACCUGGGCUACAUCGAGCCCGGCACCAGCCUCUGGUCCAACCCGCUGCUGGCCAUGUUUCCCGGCGGGCCGGGCAACUUUGCACGCAUCAUGACGACCUUCGUGUGGCCGGUCGCGGCCAUCCACGUCGCAGAGGCCGCCUUCAUGGUCACCAGGCUGCGCAAGUACGGCGUCCCACUGCUUUCCUCGGCGGGACUGUUUUGGACCUUUUCCAUCUUGGUCGAGGGCGUCCUUGGCUGGACAAGGUUCAACAAGAUGAUCAAGGAGAUGAGGCUAGAGGCCGCCGGGAAGGCUGGGAAGAAGAACUGA